AUGUGUUUACUUAAAGGAUUGUACGCAGGGCCGGAAAUGCCGCACAGGGCCGGUAAUGCGGCACCGUUUUUGUUAGGAAUGGUCGAAUAUGCACCAAAUUCCGCCGUGGUGCAAAUGAGUCGUGUGGUGCAUUUUUGUUUUUUUGUUAAGAAUGCCCCUGAGUGGUUGCCCAAGCUAGAUAUCCAGAAAUUAUUUCUGUGGACUUUUGUCUAUCUAGCUAGAUCUCCUGUGGGGGCCCACCAUGAACACAAAUAUCAUCUCUUGGCGUCAUCCCUAGAGUCUAUUUGUUACAUGUUAGGCACAGUAGGCAACGUGGAACAUCCUGGUUGCCACAUGACCUACCAAUUUCUGUUUCUAGAAAGGAACAACUUUUUGUUUCCUUCAGAAAUCUGCUCUGCUCAAUCACCUACCAAGCUACACAAACGUCUUGAUCUACCUGAUGGGGAGGAACUCACGCUCCCUACAAUAAUCACCUCAAUUGAUCUAUCUGAUGGGGAGGAGUUGGCACCCCCUACAAAAAUCAAAUCCAGUGACAAUCAGACCAUUAAGACCGUUGUUUAUUCUAGUGAGGAUGAAUCAGAUAUAGAAGACGUUCUGCUAGGAAAUUGGGACCUCAUUGGACAAACUUUCCUUCUCUCACCAGAUGAAAGUUAUGUUCGACGUGCUAAGAUUGUUGAGCUUAACUACAAGCACAACCGCAACAAGGACAUUGAGCCUGCACAUAUUCAACUAUGCCUGAACAUUGACAAAGGUGAAUAUGAACGUGUCAUGGCUUACCGUAACAUCCACAAGUGGUCAGAAAUUGACGCAGACACCCCCAUUGUUUGGAAUCUCAAGUGGGUUGUAUGCUGCCAUCACUACAUUCGACUUGAACACCCUUCUUACCUGGGUCUGACCUUUUGUAUGGCCAUUGGAUGGAAACAUGGGGAGAAUACUCCAGAAGCACUGAGCAUCACUGGAGCCGAUGACUCAGUGACCUACACUAUACAUGCCAGAAAUCACAACCUGUUGGAAAGUCAAGCUUGUAAACCUCUUGGAAGUAUAGUGAAGGACAAGUGGAAAUUCCUUUGUCCAACCAAUCAAGUCAAGCUGAGAUUGCUACAUACUACUACACCAAAGUAUAUGUACUACUACAAGAUCCAGAAGGAGCACAAUGGUGUCCCUCAACUUGACAAACCCCAUGGCAACACCAACUGGAAACAUGCCACCAAAGUCAAGAUAGAUCUGCUUGCAAGGUACAAGGUCCUUGUGGAUAUGGGGAGAGGAAUCCCAACACCAAAAGAUCACCAAAAGUUCCAAGUCCGACAUUUCAAUGCCCUUAAACAUUGUGACAAACACAAGCCCAGACUCCUACCUUAUGGUGACUUUACCUACAUACUGCCAAACAAAACAAAACCCUACUGUCUAUUGACAGACCAAUCGGUUGCCGGUAUAAUCCGUCAUAUGAUGAAUGGAACCUCAUUCAAUUUCUUAUCUAAGGAGCAGUCAACUGUUGGGACUGCAACUAAUGGUUCUGAGUUUGUCACCACUCAAACCUGUGUCAAACAGAUUAUGGAUCUCCAACAAACCUUGAGGUACCUUGGUGUGUCGAUCCAAGGUCAAAGCUACAUGUCUGGUGACAAUGAAUCUGUCAUGAAUAGUUCUUCCCUACCUGAAGCUAAGCUACACAAUCAAGAUGUUGCAUUGUCAUUCCACCGUGUGAGAGAAGCAGUAGCAGCUAACAUGCUAUCUAUUAUCCACAUUGACAGUGCUCUCAACCCAGCUGAUAUUCUCAGCAAACAUUGGGGUGAUCAGCAAAUCUGGACACUACUACUGACUCUAAUGUUCUGGUCUGGAGAUACUGCUGAACAAGAGGACUAG
Messenger RNA from Cylindrotheca closterium, 1860 nucleotides. Lineage: Eukaryota; Bacillariophyta; Bacillariophyceae; Bacillariales; Bacillariaceae. The record is from the annotation of a GenBank genome assembly.